AUGCCAGUUUAUGCAAUGUUAGCAAAUKCAGAACUUUUAAAUUCAAYUCAAUGUAGAAAGGAACUGAUUGAAUUUCGAGAAGCCAUUGAUCAGCAGAUAUUAUGGGGUUUAAAAGUAAUCGAUGCCAGUGGCGAGCCAAAAUCAGGAUUCAUUUAUGGAAAUAAUUAUUGGCUGGGUAGUAGAAGCCAAUGCGAAGAAGCAGGAAACAAAAAUCCCUUCCAACUAACGGAAGAGGUAUUACAAAACAAUUCGAGAUUUCGUCCCAUCCAGGAUGAAUUUCCACCGUUCGAAGUGAAAUUCUUCGUUGCUAAUUUUCAACAUAAUAGCACUUUGCAAUACAACCUUUUAAUACCCGAAGAACAAGCAUUGAUAAUACUCGGUUUGUGUUUACCAGCAUCCUGUUCGAAGGAUCAACUUUAUAUUCUUCGCGAAUUAUAUUCAGCUGAUUUUACGUUGUUAGAAGUAAGAGAUCUAAUAGAUGACCAUCGAUGGUUAUUAAGUGGAACAUUCAUUACAAUGACGGUAAUAGUCGUACUCACAUUCCUAUUAAUGAUAAUAGGAACGGCCUACGAUAUCCUGAUAUACCAAAAACGAUUGAAGAAAAAUGACAAUUAUCUUGAAGACCGUAAAAAUGUUAAUUCUCUAGUAAUAGAUGAACUUCAAAAGCUAAACGAUAAUAAUAAGGAUCAAAUGGAAAAAUUAAAAUACUAUAGUUUUUUUGGUAAAAUAUUCAUAGCUUUUUCCGCAUAUUCGAACACGAAAAUAAUAUUUAGUAUUAAAUCUGAAGAUGCUGGUAUUCCGGUUAUACACGGAUUAAGAUUUYUUUCGAUGAUAUGGAUUAUUAUGCUGCAUACAGUAUACUUUUCAAUGGAUUUUAUAGACAAUAAGCCAUUGGUUAUAAGAAAAUUGGACGGUUUUAUUUUUCACGUAAUAUACAAUGGGACUCUGGCAGUAGAUACAUUCUUUUGUUUUGGUGGUUUUCUUGUCUCCUACUUGUAUUUAAAAAAAGUUAUUGGCAAGAAUAUACGUAAACCGCAUAACUAUUUAAAUGUAAUAAAAUUAUAUUUUCUCGCACUUCUAAAAAGGUUUAUUAGAUUAUCACCUACUUUUAUGAUAUUAAUCGGAUUACUACAGUUAAAUGUAACGUGGUACAGUAAAACAUCGCUCUUCUAUAUAACGGAACGUUCACACGAAACUUGUCCGAAAUAUUGGUGGAGAAAUAUCCUUUAUAUUCAUAAUCUUUUUAGUCCACAAGAUAUGUGUAUGAGUUGGAGUUGGUAYUUGGCGAACGAUAUGCAAUACUAUGUCAUAGUAAAUUUGCUGUUAUUUUUAUCUUCAAGAUACUUUAAAGUAGCAGCUUGUUUGUUGGGCUUAUUCUUUGACAGACAAUGGAGUCUUGGAAAAGAGAUUUAUUUUUCACCAUGGGUUAGGAUAGGACCUUACCUUGUGGGUGUGAUCGCUGCGUAUAUUGUUUUGAAAUUAAACCACAAAUUAUUAUGGAAAAAAAAAACAAUAAUACUUUUUUGGAUACUCGGCAGUUUGUGCAAUCUAAUAGUACUCAUUGGAUUAUAUCAGACAAGAAUAUCAGUUUUGGCUGCUGCUUUUUACGUUGCACUCGGUAGAAAUGUAUGGGCAAUUGGUAUAGCAUGGGUAAUAAUAGCAUGUUGUACAAAUAAUGGAGGUAUAGUGAAUCGUAUUCUUUCGUGGAAGAUUUGGAUACCAUUAAGUAGGUUGACUUACGCAGCCUUUCUGUUAAAUCCUUUUCUCUUAAGUUCUGUGAACUUUUUUAAUGAAAGUUCCAUUCACUUUGAUGUUUUAACGAGCAAUGCAGAACCUCUCUCUUACAUCGCUCAACACUCACUGCCCUUUGUCGCUCGUGCAUUCAUUCGUCGCAUUCACAUAGUCCUUUAUUUCGUCCGUUGUAUUAGGUUACUUAAAAUCGAACAAGUGCCUAUCGCCUUAUGCUAA
Polistes canadensis is the source of this 1968-nucleotide messenger RNA. Its product is annotated as nose resistant to fluoxetine protein 6-like. The coding region runs from base 1 to 1968 and encodes 655 amino acids. The record is from RefSeq and is a predicted model, not a curated record. NCBI's taxonomy places the organism in Eukaryota, Metazoa, Arthropoda, Insecta, Hymenoptera, Vespidae. Gene Ontology annotation, molecular function: acyltransferase activity, transferring groups other than amino-acyl groups. The transcript has 14 exons.